Messenger RNA from Fonsecaea multimorphosa CBS 102226, 1818 nucleotides. RefSeq lists its product as uncharacterized. The transcript has a single exon. Lineage: Eukaryota; Fungi; Ascomycota; Eurotiomycetes; Chaetothyriales; Herpotrichiellaceae. The coding region runs from base 1 to 1818 and encodes 605 amino acids. The record is from RefSeq and is a predicted model, not a curated record. Gene Ontology annotation, biological process: iron-sulfur cluster assembly. Gene Ontology annotation, molecular function: 4 iron, 4 sulfur cluster binding. Gene Ontology annotation, cellular component: cytosolic [4Fe-4S] assembly targeting complex.
AUGAGCGCCAUCCUCUCCGCAGACGACCUCAACGACUUCAUUUCGCCUGGUGUCGCCUGCAUAAAACCGGUCGAGACACUUCCGAAAGACGACGACGUCAACCCUUACGAAGUGACCACCGAAGAUAAGCUCCAGACCAAGAACCCAGCCCCAGCUUCGAUUUCCCUAACCGAUUGCCUCGCCUGCUCCGGAUGUGUUACCUCUGCAGAGGCUGUUCUCGUUUCGUUACAGUCGCAUACUGAAGUUCUAAAUACACUCGAUUCAUAUCCGUCGCUGGAUGUUCGGUAUCUUAUCAACAGGCAAAAUGGCCUUACGAAUGGACACGUAUCCCCACCUUCAAAUGCGAAACUCUUCGUUGCCAGCGUGAGCCCGCAGGUUCGGGCCAGUCUAGCUGCGACUUAUGGCAUCUCCGAACGAAGAGCUGGAUUCAUGAUUGAACAGUUCCUUAGCGGUUCACAAGGCUUGCGGAUAGGCGGUCCGCACAAUAGCGGAUUUACUUAUGUGGUGGACACCAACCAUGCCCGGGAAGCGUGCCUGGUCCUAGGAGCCGAAGAGGUGGCGGACUCAAUAACAGCAAGGUCGAAGCCUAAGCCGAUACUGACUUCAGCGUGUCCGGGUUGGAUAUGUUACGCAGAGAAGACACACCCUCACAUCCUUCCGCACCUCUCGGCAUUGAAAUCUCCACAGGCGUUGUCGGGCACACUGCUCAAGUCAGUGCUGAGCAAGACGUUGGACAUCCACCCCUCGCAGAUAUGGCAUUUGGCCAUAAUGCCCUGUUUUGACAAGAAACUUGAAGCCAGCAGAGAAGAACUCACAGAUCGCUGGUGGCGACAUUCCGAUCCAAUGGACACUGGCUCGCCUCCAAUACGAGACGUCGAUUGUGUGAUCACUUCCCGUGAACUUCUCUCCCUCGCCUCGGCUCGCGGUAUCCAACUCUCCAACCUUCCACUCAGACCUCUCUCAUCCGCCGAACGCACUCCGUUUCCAGACGCAGACGUCUCGCGCUUCCUCUUCCCCAAACAACGCCGACAGCACAACCAAGAGCAAAGUGUGACUGCCGGCUCUUCAGGCGGUUACCUUUACCACAUUCUCUCAACGGAACAAUCCCGCCACCCAGGCUCUACCAUUUCCGUUCAACGGGGUCGCAACGCUGAUGUGGUGGAAUACUCCCUCGUUGCCCCCACAGGCCAAGCUCUUAUGAAGUGUGCACGAUAUUACGGUUUUCGAAACAUUCAAAAUCUCGUCAGGAAAUUGAAACCCGCACGACAGAGCAAGUUGCCUGGCGCUGCGAGACGAAUGAAUCCGACAGGCGGAAGCGGUGCUGCAAGUGACUACGCUUAUGUGGAAGUCAUGGCUUGCCCUGGGGGUUGUACGAACGGCGGCGGCCAAAUCAAGGUUGACGACGUGGUGGACACACUGCCCCAGACACGGAGCGAUGAUGUGGUCAACAGUGUGAGUGGGCCGCAGAGUCAGAAGGAAUGGCUGAGACUCGUGGAUGAGGCUUAUUACUCGGCUGAUUCUUCGGAGGACAUCAACACAAGCGAGGAAGAAGGAGAGGACAUAACGAUGACGAAUGGCAUCAGCUAUCUGAGCGGGCACGAGAAGAGCGAACGAACAAUCAUCAACGGAAUCAACACCACCGAAGUCCACGAGUUUCUGUACCAUUGGUCCCGCCUCGUCAACGUACCACUCUCAAAGCUGGCAUACACAACUUUCCGAGAAGUCGAGAGCGACGUGGGCAAGAACAAGCCCGCCAGCAAGAUGAGCGAUACGGAGCGCAUCGCGAGUAUUGCCGGGUUAAGCGGCGGUGGAUGGUGA